UUUUUUGAAAGACCCAGGGGCAACUUCGAGCAGCGCGCGGCUGGAAGCAGCCGCAACAGCCGAGUAACAACCGGAAGCCGUUAGUUGGAGUCUGCGGUCUGACUUCUGUUCCAAUCUCGGUGGCAGCGGUGAUCGCUGGACGAAGAGCGCCUAGGGCAGUGGACCAAAAUGCCAAAUAUAAAAAUCUUCAGCGGCAGCUCCCACCAGGACUUAUCCCAGAAAAUUGCGGACCGCCUGGGCCUGGAGCUAAGCAAGGUUAUGACCAAGAAAUUCACCAACCAGGAGACCUGCGUGGACAUUGGUGAGAGUGUGCAUGGAGAGGAUGUCUACAUAGUGCAGAGUGGUUGUGGUGAAAUCAACGACAAUCUAAUGGAGCUUUUGAUCAUGAUUAAUGCCUGCAAGAUUGCUUCAGCCAGCCGGGUUACCGCAGUCAUCCCGUGCUUCCCUUAUGCCCGGCAGGAUAAGAAGGAUGAGAAUCGGGCCCCAAUCUCUGCCAAGCUUGUUGCAAAUAUGCUGACUAUAGCAGGUGCAGAUCAUAUCAUCACCAUGGACCUACAUGCUUCUCAAAUUCAAGGCUUUUUUGAUAUCCCAGUAGACAACUUGUAUGCAGAGCCCGCUGUCCUGAGGUGGAUAAGGGAGAAUAUCUCUGAGUGGAGGAACUGCAUUAUUGUCGCGCCAGAUGCUGGUGGAGCCAAGAGAGUGACCUCCAUUGCAGACAGAUUGAAUGUGGACUUUGCCUUGAUUCACAAAGAACGGAAGAAGGCCAGCAAAGUGGACCACAUGGUGUUGGUGGGAGAUGUGAAGGAUCGUGUGGCUAUCCUUGUGGAUGACAUAGCUGACACCUGUGGUACAAUUUGCCAUGCAGCUGACAAACUUCUCUCAGCCGGAGCCACCAGAGUUUAUGCCAUCUUGACUCAUGGAAUCUUUUCUGGCCCAGCCAUUACUCGCAUCAACAGUGCGUGCUUGGAAGCAGUAGUGGUCACCAAUACCAUACCUCAGGAGGAUAAGAUGAAGCAUUGCUCCAAAAUACAGGUGAUUGGCAUCGCCAUGAUCCUUGCGGAAGCCAUCAGGAAAACUCACAAUGGGGAAUCUGUUUCCUACCUAUUCAGCCAUGUCCCUUUAUAAUAGAAUAACUUUGGGAUUAUUCUAUUUUAAGAUAAAAGAAAAGAAAAAUGAAAAUAUACCAUGCCCAUUGAUUUCAUUUGGUAUUUGAUGAAAAACUCAGCAGAAAACUUAUCUUGCUCCAGUGUAGCUUUCUACCUUCCGCAUCAGGUGUAUGAGAAUUUAUCUUAAAUUGGGAAGAGAGAGAUUGAGAAUAAUUGCUAGGAUUUCCUAUCAAGGUUGUCUCGUUCUGGCUUCUUUGAUGAUUUUGUGAGCCUUGCAACCUUAUAGUUCAGCUGCUUUCAGACUUUGAGGGUGUUGUGUGGAGAUGUUUGAAAGAGAUUGGGGAUGCUCAGACUACUUUACAUGUGAAUGCUUCAGGGUUUAUUUUGUUCAGGACAACUAGCAAUGCAGCCAACCCAAUCUACCACUCCUCCACCUCCCCACCCCCUACCCUCUUCUAUUUCCUGUCUUGUGCACCCCCUUCCCACCCUGUAUGUCACCACUUCUCCAAGAUCUAUGCUAAACUGUAUUAAGAGCUCUGAGCGACCUCAAAUCUAGUUCACCUGAUGGCUGAAACCCCUGCAAGGCGGGAGAAAAACUUUCAGCUUGAACAGCCAUUGGGUGGGAUCAUGAGAGGAGGCUGCAAAGUGCAGCAAAUGCUCUUGAGAGGAAGAAGAACAAUCUAUCACCGUCUGUUCGAAGUCUAUGUAUCUUGGCUUCUCCAUUAUGCCUGUUCCUUUUGAUUUAGUUUUACCUCCAAUCAUCUUGACCUUUUCUUGGCCAAAUAUCCUGACGGGUCCAAAUGACCAGUGUACCAGUCUUCUGAAAAGCAAAUUCAUUCCCUGCUAUGUAAUCUCUAACAUUUGCGUUAGAUGUUUUUGCUGUAGCUUAAUCUUAGCUGACUACCACCGUGGUAGUAGAUUUUAGGUGGUCUUGUAGUGCCUUUUGAUUAAGCAUUUAAUUGUAAUCUCCCUUCCUUGUAUUUAGUUGGCCUCUCAGAUGACUUAAGAUUUAUAUUUAAAAGUUGAUGUCAUUGUUUUUUGUAGAGGAGACCAGUAAAAUACCUGCAUGUGUGUGGGAAAAAAAGGUCCACAUCUAGAUACAUCAUGAAAUUUCUGCUCUCCAAGAAAAUAAAGACAGACCCUAAAAGUUUCUAAAAGGUAGAAUGCAAACAAGAUAAUUUUAAAGAAGCAAUAUUCAAAUUGCUCUCAAACUUCUCGUUUGACCUCCCAAGCAAUAAGCAAAAUUGAACAAUUUUUUUGCAGUUCUGAAAGAAUAUUGAUUUUAACCUAGAUUUCUGUGCCCAACCAAAUGAUAAUUUAAAUUUGAGGGCAAUAUUAAAGCACUUUUAUACAUUAAAGGACUCAGAAACUUUACCACCAUGAAUGCUUUCUGAAAGCAUCACUUGAGGAUACUGAAAAUAAAAAAAUAAUAAAUACAACCAAGAGGAACACAUGGAAUAAGAGAGAAUGGUGAGCAAAGAAAGAAGUGAAAUUGAUCAAAAACAUUUUUUCCAUGAAGCUAUUGUGAAGAUUAUCACAGAUAUUAAGACAAAAUUCACAUAAAAAUUGGACCACAUCAUAAAGCAAAUUAUUUAAAAAUCUGUAAAUAAAAUUCCAGACGAUAUCCACAAAACAUGAGAGGUUUGUAGUGUUUAGGGUUAGUCUAAGUAUAUUAAUGAUCUUAUCUAGUUUGGGGGAGUGGUUACUGAUGCCAAUAAUUGAUAUUAUAGAAAAAACUGAGUCUAAAUAUGUAUUUUAGAUUGGAUUAGAUUUGAUUUGAUUUG
This is a messenger RNA of Equus caballus (horse), 2890 nucleotides long. It is a transcript of the gene PRPS1L1, whose product is annotated as phosphoribosyl pyrophosphate synthetase 1 like 1. The record is from RefSeq and is a predicted model, not a curated record. Gene Ontology annotation, biological process: ribonucleoside monophosphate biosynthetic process; 5-phosphoribose 1-diphosphate biosynthetic process; purine nucleotide biosynthetic process. Lineage: Eukaryota; Metazoa; Chordata; Mammalia; Perissodactyla; Equidae. Gene Ontology annotation, cellular component: ribose phosphate diphosphokinase complex; cytoplasm. Gene Ontology annotation, molecular function: ATP binding; ribose phosphate diphosphokinase activity; magnesium ion binding.